Molecule: messenger RNA, 3008 nt
Organism: Formica exsecta
Lineage: Eukaryota; Metazoa; Arthropoda; Insecta; Hymenoptera; Formicidae
Gene: GAA1
Product: glycosylphosphatidylinositol anchor attachment 1 protein
Exons: 11
Coding region: 282-2186 (634 amino acids)
Biological process (GO): attachment of GPI anchor to protein
Cellular component (GO): GPI-anchor transamidase complex; membrane
Source: RefSeq, a predicted model, not a curated record
CAACUGACAAUUUUAUUAUGACAUGCGAACUGUGCGAAAUACCGCGGUCUGCCUUGCUGUAGUUCGAUCUCCUGCCACUAGAGGUCAUGGUAUUACAUGUCAGAUGUCAGAUCCCAAAUCCCAAUAUGAAUGAUUUUUAUUAUUGCUCAUUAUUACCAGUGUUGGCAGUGAGAAACAUAUGGUUAUGUGUCGUCUAAUGUUGCUGUGACGAUCGAAGCGGUUAUAUCUCGCGAUUAAUUUGGAUUUCAUUCGACUACGGGACAAAGCUGGAAGCGAACAAGAUGGGUUUGCUUACGGAUCCUAGAGCUGGAACCGGCAAGCUCAUAAAAUUAUUGUUGAGAUGGGAGAAACGGUUGUGCUUCGUACUAUACGUGGGAGGAAUUAUAUGGUUAAUGCUCUUGGCGUCACCGGUAUUCAACGAUAAUACUUACUUCUCCGAGAAUGCCUUGCUGCCUGGAUUAGUUACGAAAGAGAGUAAUCUGGAACAAACAUCAAAGCAAUACUAUCAUGAACUUAUUCAUGAAAUGAAGAGAUAUCCGGAUAGUAUGCCUUAUGCAUGGCUUUCGGCAAAAUUCAGCCAGCUUCAUUUGGAUGUAUUUGUACAUAAUUUCUCCUUGAUUUAUCCAUUCCAAGAACAAAAGUUUAUAGGACAAAAUAUCUAUGGCAUCGUUAGAGCUCCACGGGCAUCCAGUACCGAAGCUAUUGUAGUCAGCGUACCAUAUAGGCCUAUUAACAGUAUUUAUUUAGACACUGCACCUUCGGUAGCGCUGUUACUUGCGUUUGCAAAAUUUUGCAGAAAACAAAAGUAUUGGGCGAAAGAUAUAAUAUUUCUUGUAACAGAACAUGAGCAGUUGGGUAUGCAGGCAUGGCUAGAUGCAUAUCAUGGAGUUACUAGUGGGCAAGAGGGUAUCUUAAUAGCAGGAGACUUAUCGGGAAGAGCUGGAUCUAUUCAGGCUGCUAUCAAUUUGGAAUUUCACACAAUGAAAGUUACAUCGAUCGAUGUCAAGAUAGAAGGAUUGAAUGGGCAACUACCCAAUCUAGAUCUAUUUAAUUUAGCACAAAAUAUGAUAGCCAAGGAAGGAAUUCGACAGUCUUUCCAACGUCGAUUUGAUGUUAAUUAUAGAGAUAAAUUAAAAAGUUGGGGAUAUUAUUUUAAUACAUUAAUGAGUAUGGUAGUAACACAAGCCACUGGGAUUCCGACUGGCAAUCAUGGACUUUUCCACAGAUUUGGCAUAGAAGCUAUUACAUUAGAAGGUUUCCAAAAAUCUGGUAGAGAGACGGAAGCAAAUUUCUAUCAAGUAGGACGCGUAGUGGAAAGUAUAGUGCGAUCACUCAAUAAUUUAUUAGAACGUUUUCAUCAAUCAUACUUCUUCUAUCUAUUGCCUUCUACCGAUCGAUAUAUUUCUAUUGGGUUAUAUAUGCGGCCUUUGGUGCUAAUAAUCGCUGGUGUAUUUAUAAAGGCAUUCUCUAUUUGGCAAAGAUUGCAAACAUCAAGCAAUUCAAAUGAUACGAGAAAUGAGCGAAAUUCGUUGAACAAGAUUGAAGAAUUUGAUAUCGGAGGCGUCGCUUCCGAAGUAUUGUGGGCACACAUAUUUGGAGUAUUAAUAAUGGCUUCUCCUCGAUUUUUCGCUUUAAUCGGAUCACAAAUGUUCCAUCUACGUACAGAAGAUUCUUUAUAUGCCAGUUUUGCCCUUAUCACCAUUCUCACAUUGUUGCAGCGCUUUUAUUUGAGAAGGUCGAUCAAAUACGAGAAUAUAUCGCUUGUUUGCGUUAUCGCGUCGAUCGAACUAGCAACUGCGUUAAUGUGCAUAGCUAUGCAUAAUUUCUCAUUAGCAUUAUUGACAGCCAUUGUGUAUGUACCGGUUAUAUUAUUAAUAACACCGCAUAACAAUUCUGUAUCCAGUAGAUUACGCAGCUGUCAAUACAUCGCAUGGAUCAUACUACAUCCAUUCAUCGCGUCGGCGAUCGUUGUGAUGGGCUAUACGUAUCUCAAUUUUUCUACCGAUUCUGUUGGAUCUCUGCUUCUUAGAGGCUAUCGCGCUAAUAAGCAAGCGCUCGUGUUCAGUAUUGUAGACUCCAUGAUAUACGGUAACUGGUUCUACAACGUUACUACCGCUGUUAUGUUACCGAUAUGGUUGUUGUUUUGGAAUGUUAUGCGUUCCAGCGUCGCGAUACCCUUACAAUAAAACGAUUGCAUAACUUACAGUUGAAUUUCCAUCAAUAUUUUUCUUUGAUCUUGGGAACGAUUUAUUUCAAUGAAAAACUAUUACUACAAACAUUUUAUUGCUCAUCAAUGAGAACCUGAAGAAAGUUGCUUUCGAUACCUUUCCAAUAAGCAAAAUGGAAAAAGCACGCUUCGAAAAGAGAUUAUUCUCUCAUGAGAUUACAUAUUCAUCAGUAAGACGUCAGUCAGUAGAUAUAGAGUAUCUUUUGAUAACCCUCGUGGCACUCUUAUUACACUGAUUUGCUUGACUAGUUUAGAGCGUGCAGCGACACCGAACGGAUGUGAUUAUUCUAUUACGUUAAGCAUCGACGUAUUUCACGGAAACGGAGAGAAUGUAACGGUGCGUAUGGUCUUUUACAUAAAAUAUUCAACACUGUGAGUUGUGCUGGCAUAUAUUCCGACAUUCGCGUUAUGUAUUAUUCAAUAGUGGAUGAUCCUUAAUAGUAUACAUUGCGUCUUCCUUUCUUAUUUGCUUGUGACACUCAAGUGUUGCAACAAGUGCCAUUGGAUGCAAUCAUGACCUCCAUGAACUUUUCAUGUAUAUUUCACUUUCGUUCUAUGAAAGUAAUAAUAACUUUUUAGCUCAAGUUUUUCUAAUGAUUUUAUUAUUCAGUAGUUCUUAGAAAUUUGUAUUGCUUGCAAUUUUAUGAUAUAGACGUAUAUACAUUUGUAACUUGUUAUAUAAAAAUUAUAUAUAUUGCGUUCUCUGUCUCUCCUAAUAACUGUUUUACAUUCUGUGUAAUCCACCGACUGCGUUUUAAAAAUAUACAAACGUUCAAUAAUA